This is a messenger RNA of Paramecium primaurelia, 1173 nucleotides long. The record is from the annotation of a GenBank genome assembly. Lineage: Eukaryota; Ciliophora; Oligohymenophorea; Peniculida; Parameciidae.
AUGGAUAUUUUUAAUAAUAUAAAUUUUCCUUAAUUAUCUGAUUUAAUAAUUAUGGUUUAAUAUCUGAAUGAGUUUUCUACUUAUUGCAGAAAUCUUGGUCUCUUAGCACUUUAAGAAUCCUUUAAAUUGUAAAAAAAUACUUUGGAAGAAACACUUCUCAUGCAUUUGAUUACUUUAAAUAGAGAAUAACUGAUUGAAUUAUCUACACGUAUUGUAAAGAUAUGGAACAAUAAUAAUGGAGAUCAAAAGUAAGAAUCUCCAUUAGAAAGUUAAUAAAGGAAGAUGUCAAUUAGUGAAAUACAUACAAAGUCUAGUUCUUAAUUAAAUCAUUUAUAUGAAUAACAUAUAUUGAAUGAAGAAAAUCAAAUAGUCAAACGUGAUUAGUAAAUCAAUCAUCUUAUGAAGGAGUGCACGUUUAAACCUUAAAUAACAAAGAAGAGUUAAAAUUUAGAAUUGAAUUCUCCAGCUCAUAUUAGAUUGAACAAUUAUGCAAUGGACUCAAAAAUUAAAUUACAAAUAGUUUAAGAACUUAAUUAGAAAUAAGAAUUAAAGGAUUGUACUUUUAAACCAUCCAUUAAUACAAAGUCAAUUGGUAAUAAUUAAUCAGUUGAAAAUCCGUUUGAUAGACUCUAUUAAAAUGCAUUAACUUAAAGAAAUAAAACACCUAGAAAUAAUGAAGAUUCAUCAUUUACUUAUCGUCCUUAAUUAAUUAGCUCUCCUAUGAAAUUGUAAUAAUAAGAUGGUAUUUCAGUAGAGGAGAGACUUUAUAAUCAUCAUUUCGAGAAAAUGAAUAAUAUGGCUUUGAAAUAAGAGGAACUAUAAUAGAUUGAAUUAGAUUAAUGUACAUUUACUCCUGUGAUUAAUAAUUAAGGAAAUUAAAGACAAAAUGAAAAAGUCUUUGAAAGAUUAUAUAAUCAUAGUAGUGUAAAAUCAGUUUCAGAUGUGAAAGAACAUUCAAUAUCACAUAUGAAUAAGAAAUCUGAAUCAUUAAUAAAGAAACCAUAAUCAGAUUAUAAUUCAUAUGUGACUUAAUUUUAAUUAGAAUCCAAUCCAUUCGAUCGAUUGUAUUAAGAACAUUAAAGAUAAGAGAAAAAAAAGAAAUCAAAUUAAAUUUAAUAUUAUUAAUCUAUUCCUUUUAAACCAAUACUAAGUAAGAAAUUGUCAUUAUAAUGA